UCUGACAUGUGAGGAAACAGGUCCACCCAGAUCAGAAAGUGUUUCCAUCCCCAAGAUGGGGCACUUUAGCCAGCCAACGAAAUUGAGGAAAAGAGCUUUCGGACGAGAGAAAGCUCCUAAUGUUUGGGCCAAUAAAAGGCAGGUCUCGAUCCAAGUGGCGCAGAUUACGGUUCUAACAGGUCGACGGAAUGGUUCAAGGCACAGAAGAAAGCACCACCGAGCAGUUCCCAGUGUGGAUGACGCAGGAGCUGUUCCGGGAGUUUCUGGACCGCGAUUUUCCGGAUCUCAAGACUAUCAAGUCUUUCCAGCUUGAAACUACAGGAGGAAAAGGGGAAAACUACACAACUCUACUUUUGAGGGCCAACUUCGAGUUAGAACUUAAAGAUGGCUCCCAGCAGAGCACCUCCUACAUGGUCAAAAUCUUGCCCAACAACGGCAAUCGGCAGAAUGUGAAAACAUGGCAGUUGUUUGAGAAGGAGGGAACCACCUAUGGACAGUAUGUCCCCGAGUUUGAGCAGAUGUACAGGGAUGCUGGCACUGAAAUUACCUUUGGAGCACACUACUACGAGUUCAAGGAGCCACUGGACGAGGAGGUCAUAGUGCUGGAGGACUUGGGCAGACGGGGAUUCCGGAACGUGAACCGACAGAUGGGUUUGGACUUGGCGCACUCCGAAGCCGUGUUGGCAAAGCUGGCACAGUUCCAUGCUGCCUCCGCCGUGCGAUACCAGCUCAAGGGAGCCUUUCCGGCUGUUUACGAUCGGAACCUUUGCAGCAAGCAGGAUGACUUUAAAGAAUUUCGAAACACUCAAAUCAAGGCUUUUGUCGAAGCGAUGCCUCUGUAUGAGGCCUCCGAUUUGGCCCAGUCGGUGGAAUCCUUUGGCAGACAAGCUGAGGAUAUGUUCCAGCAAUAUGCUCCCCAAAUCGAGGGAGAGUUCCGUGUCCUGAAUCACGGAGAUGCUUGGUGCAACAACUUUAUGUUUCAGUACGAUGAAACGACGGGGAAACUGAGCGAAAUAUACUUUGUGGAUCUGCAGAUGAGUCGGUUCUCUUCGCCGGCCCAGGAUUUGCUCUAUUUUAUCCUCUCCUCGACGCAGCUGGACAUUAAGAUAGCCAAGUUCGAUUACUUGAUCAAGUAUUACCACGACAAGCUCACGGAAAACCUGAAGUUGCUGAAGUAUCCCAAGCAGCUGCCUUCGCUGAGAAGCCUUCACCAAUCAAUCUUCAGAUAUGGCGACUGGAUUCUCCCCAUUAUCACUGUUUUGCUGCCCAUUGUCCUGGUUGAUGGCAGCGAUGAUGCCAAUAUGGACUCCAUGAUGGAUUCAGAGGGAUCCGGUGAGAAGUUCCGCAACAAUCUGUUUAAGAACCCUCGUAUUAUCCGAAACCUGAAGGAGAUUCUUCCCUGGGCCCAUCGUCGUGGGGCAUUUGAAAUCACCAAAUAAAAUGUUCAAACUGUUAAGAUUACUAAGUAAACACAACAAUUUGUUAUCAGUCUAUAUACCUUUAUCUAUGAGCUUUGUUUUGAGUAAAAAG
This is a messenger RNA of Drosophila serrata, 1530 nucleotides long. RefSeq lists its product as uncharacterized. The record is from RefSeq and is a predicted model, not a curated record. NCBI's taxonomy places the organism in Eukaryota, Metazoa, Arthropoda, Insecta, Diptera, Drosophilidae.